GUUAGGAAAACAUGUCAAGGAAUUCAACGAUUAUAAUGUAUACUUAAAAGUAAGAUGCACGAUUAUUCGGUAGUACCAUUGCUGUAGAUUAUGGCAUGAUGAGUGGAUGAGACUCUGCACGAAACUUGUGCGUGCCUGAGGCGUCAACUUAUGAGCUGGUUCUCUAACAAACUUUACUUUUACCUCACCUUGAUCGACUCUGUCACGGCCGACUCCAACAACCUCCUUCUUCAAAUUCAUCUAUCAACGUCUUCUUACGCGAGGCAAUCUCCAUCUCAUCACGGUGCUGUCUUGGGUCUGUCUCUGCCAGAUGAAGCAGCCAGGCUUCGCGACGUGUGUGCAGAAAGCCUGAACGAGCUUUACCAGUGCGCUAUUCUAUAUUUACGCUAUUCGAAAGCGUCGUGCCUUUAGCACUGUCCCAAGCGUCUACGUCUACCGCAACUUUUCGGCCGGUGUCUCGAGCCUCGACAUUUGCGGCGGUCUGGGUCCAUGUGUAGACGACAGCCAGAA
Pseudovirgaria hyperparasitica is the source of this 510-nucleotide messenger RNA. RefSeq lists its product as uncharacterized. The transcript is spliced from 2 exons. The record is from RefSeq and is a predicted model, not a curated record. NCBI's taxonomy places the organism in Eukaryota, Fungi, Ascomycota, Dothideomycetes, Acrospermales, Acrospermaceae. Bases 151 to 411 code for a protein of 86 amino acids.